Pungitius pungitius (ninespine stickleback) is the source of this 4008-nucleotide messenger RNA. It is a transcript of the gene chpf2, whose product is annotated as chondroitin polymerizing factor 2. Gene Ontology annotation, molecular function: glucuronosyl-N-acetylgalactosaminyl-proteoglycan 4-beta-N-acetylgalactosaminyltransferase activity. Bases 927 to 3224 code for a protein of 765 amino acids. The record is from RefSeq and is a predicted model, not a curated record. The transcript is spliced from 4 exons. Lineage: Eukaryota; Metazoa; Chordata; Actinopteri; Perciformes; Gasterosteidae. Gene Ontology annotation, cellular component: Golgi cisterna membrane.
AGGUGAUGCUGCAGCAGCGAAGGCUCAGUCACUGAUGAUGAGGGUAAAACCGCCCUGAAAGGAACGUUAUUCCCCUGCGAGAGUGUGUGUGUGUGGCACUCGUUUUUUUUUCAUUUGAGGAAGUCAUGAAACUGACGAAAUAUGGACGACAUAUGGCUAUGCACGGCGGAUUUUUACACGCAACCACGCUGACGAACGGGACGUAUUCCUUCAAGCCAGCGUUCGUGCGGAUGGAUCAAGGGGAGACAAAUCUGCCCCGAGACGAUGACGCUAGCUCGUUAGCUUGCUAGCUUGCUCUUUGAUGUGUAGUUCCUCCCGACACAUCACGUUUAAAACGUUCGGGUUUCUGACACGGAGAGCAAAACAUCUUUGCUUGCUUGUUUAUUUUUUUUAUUUUUUAUUACCGACUAAUUCGAGUCACGUAACGUUUGCCUAAAACGGCCGACUUUACCAAAGGGACAUUUCACGUCUUUGCUACACUAGUUAGCGGACUUUAGAAGCAGCUGUUAGCGUUAAGGCUAGCCAAAAAAAAUGAGUUUAGCCAAUUAACACAACGGUAAGUUCAAAAGUCAACGAGUUUCUUUUGACAUCGAGGUGACGCGGGUUGACCCGGUUCGUUACGCCGCAGUUACACCGCCAUAAACGCGAAUAGCCGGACCUUCAGUUGCAUCUGUUUUUUUUUUUUUUUAAAUUAGAAACUUUAUAACGGCUACAACCUGGUGACUGGGGACGGGGACACUAUGUGACAUUUUUGAGGCAGUUCAUCCCUUUUUGUGUCAACAAAGCGCUCGCGCGGGACCUCCUCCCCCCCCCCCCCCCCCCGGCUCAAGACCCGCGUUGAUCCGGGGAAGGGGAGCCGGGAGCCUCGGUGGCGCACUCUUUUGCGCCAGGAUUGGUUUUCGCGAGGAGCCUCGGCGCCGCCAGACAUGCGUCUUUCCUCAUUCUUGGCCGUGUUCAGGCCUGCUCUGCCCCUCAUCCUCGGGCUGUCUCUGGGCUGCAGCCUGAGCCUUUUGAUGGUGUCCUGGACACAAGGGGAUGCCGACGACUCCUGCGGGGAUGAGCUGGGCAACGGGAGGCUUCCCGUGGGCCGAGGGGAUGCCCGCAGGGACCCCAGGGACGGAGGUGGAGAUGAAGACUUCCAGCCGCGCGUCGUGCCCUAUCACAAGGACCCCAACAAGCCACACAAGAAGGUCCUGAGGACUCGUUACAUUCACACUGAACUGGGCAUCAGGGAGCGACUGCUGGUGGGCGUGCUGACCUCCCGGGCCACCCUCAACACGCUGGCCGUGGCGGUGAAUCGCACAGUCGCCCACCGCUUCCACCGCACCUUCUUCUUCACGGGCCUGCGCAGCCCCAAGGUGCCUCACGGCAUGACCGUGGUCGCCCACGGCGACGACCGCCCGGUGUGGCUGAUGUACGAGACGGUCCGCCACCUCAAUCAGCACUACGGCUCCGACUACGACUGGUUCCUCUUAGCCCAGGACGACACUUACAUGCAAGCGGAUCGGCUGUCAGAGCUGGUGGGCCACCUCAGCGCGGGUCAGGACCUCUACAUGGGCCGGGCGGAGGAGUUCAUCGGUGGGGAGGAGAAGGCGCGCUACUGCCACGGGGGCUACGGCUACCUGCUGUCCCGCAGUCUGCUGGCCCGCCUGCAGCCCCACCUCGACACCUGCCGCAACGACAUCCUCAGCGUGAGACCCGACGAGUGGCUGGGCCGCUGCAUUAUCGACUACCUGGGCCUCAGCUGCGUGGAGGUGUACCAGGAGAUGACCUAUCGGUACUUCGAGCUUGGUAAAAACGCAGAUCCAGAGCGGGAAGACAGCAUCCAGUUUAAAACUGCCUUCACGGUCCAUCCUAUAUCCGAGCCCAAUCUCAUGUACCGCCUGCACAAACGAUUCAGCCAAAUUGAGCUGGAAUGGACUUACGUGCAGAUACAGCAGCUGCAGGUGCAGAUCAACAACCUGAGUGACCUGACGCCAGAGGGCAAAGCUGGAGUCACGUGGCCCGUCGGGAUCAACCCCCCCUUCAAGCCGAGGACCCGCUUCGAGGUGAUAAACUGGGAGUACUUCACGGAGGAGCACAUCUACUCGUGCGUCGACAGCUCCCCCAAGUGUGAGAUGAGGGGGGCCGACCGCGCCGACGUCUCCGCCGUGCUGGAGGUGGCGGUGGAGCGGCUCAACGAGCGCUACCAGCCCCAGCUCCGCUUCCGCAAGCGGCGCCUGCUGAACGGCUACCGGCGCUUCGACCCCACGCGCGGCAUGGAGUACGUGCUGGACCUGGCGCUGGAGGCGUACACCCAGAAAGGCCACAGUCAGGUCCUCGCCAAACGGGUGAACCUGCUGCGACCUCUGAGCGCCGUCGAGAUCAUCCCCAUGCCCUACGUGACGGAGGCGACGCGGGUGCAGGUCAUCCUGCCCGUCACCGCCCAGGAUCAGGACUUUGUCGGCAACUUCCUCGACAUGUUCGUGAUGAACACGCUGGACACGCACGACAACGUGCUGCUCACCUUCCUGUUCAUCUACGACCCCUUCGACGCGCAGCGGGUGAGCCAGACCGACGUGUUCGCCGGCAUCAAGGCCAUGAUCGGGGAGGUGGAGAAGCGCUACGGAGACGUGAAGAUCCCCUGGAUCAGCGUGAAGACGGAGGUGCCCUCGCAGGUCAAGCUCAUGGACAUCAUCUCGAAGAAGCACCCCGUCGACACGCUGUUCUUCCUGGCCGGCGUGGGGACGGAGAUCAACGCCGACUUCCUGAAUCGCUGCCGAAUGAACGCCAUCAGCAACUGGCAGGUGUUCUUCCCCGUCCACUUCCAGGAGUACAACCCCGCCGUCAUGUACCGCGACCAGCAGCCCUCCGCCGCCGCCUCCUCCGCCUUCGCCUCGGAGUCGCUGCGCGACGGCCACUUUGACCGCCACGUCUUCGACGAGGCCUGCUUCUACAACGCCGACUACAUGACCUCGCGGACCAAGAUGGCCGCCGACAUCUUGGACAACGAGGAGCUGCUGGAGAGCAUGGACGUGUACGACAUAUUCGUCCGCUACUCGGGCCUGCACGUGUUCCGAGCGGUGGAGCCGGCGCUGAUCCAGAAGUACGUGCGGCGGACGUGCAACCCGCGGUUCAGCGAGGACAUCUACCACCGCUGCGUCCUCAGCAGCCUGCAGGGCCUGGGGUCCCGCUCACAUCUGGCCAUGGCCCUUUUCGAACAAGAGCAGGCCAACAGCACCUAAAAGCCACGGGGGGGGGGGGGGAGGGUGCGGGGGGGGAGAGGACGCGAAUUUUGAAUGUGGUUACCGAGAUUCACAGCCUCGCGUUUGGCAGGAAGAGGUUACGGAGCCGUCUUUGCUCGGCUCACGAGCGCCUGACUCAUCUGUUUAUGCUGUGACUCGGUCUCGUCUCACGAUGAGUCACGGAGGAGGGACUGAAUGGAACUACUGUUACCUGUUCUUCUAAAAGGAGAGACUAUAUUUAUACUUGCUAUUUUGUAAUUAUCGGAGGUCGUGUCUUCCUGAGCGAAAAUAUUUAAAAUAAUUCUGGAAACACAGUGAAGCCGUCGGCUGCCUUUUCUUUUCUUUCUAAGAGGUAUUAAAGAGCAACAUUUCUCCAUCCAUACCGUGCCGUGUGUAGGAUGUGUGUGCGCCACCCCCCCCCCGUUCCUGUAGGUUUCUGAUAAAAAGCCCCUUUGGUGAUGUCGUAUUCUGAUUAACAUAAUGUUCCUCUUCCGGUUUGCCUGUCAGCUCUUUGCUGAGGCGCCUGGAGGCAGUGAACUGUUUGUUCCACAGCCCCCCCCCCUCCCCACGCUGAGUCAGCUGGUUUUUAACGAGCACUCUGCGCACGCCAUUCGGGGACAGGGGUGAACCCGGUGAGCCCAGAGGGAGGGGCGUCUCCACCUCGCCUCGUGGUGCGGGUGGCUAACCUGAUGAAUGGCUCACUUCACACAGCCCUCCUCCUCCUCGGACCUUCCCGCUGAGGCCCCUCAACCGCAAACUUCUUCCAUGUGAGGGCUGUCGGGGU